Messenger RNA from Macrosiphum euphorbiae (potato aphid), 3045 nucleotides. The record is from the annotation of a GenBank genome assembly. NCBI's taxonomy places the organism in Eukaryota, Metazoa, Arthropoda, Insecta, Hemiptera, Aphididae.
AUGAACAAUACCAACUGGAGUCGACACAAGGAAUCUUGUAAAAAAAAAAAGUCUGUUAAAAGAAGUGCUUCAAGUUCCAUUUCAAACUUUUUUAAACCUACAGAACGUGAUGGAAAAUUUCCAAAAUUUGAACAAUCACUUUUUAAUAAUCCAUCAACAUCAAUAAUUGAGAACACUGAUAAUGUUCAAGAGCAUCAGGUGAACAUUGAAGAAAAUGUUUCUAAUAAACCAUCAACAUCAAUAAUUGAAAACUCUGAUAGUGUUCAAGCACUUCAAGAAAACUUUGAAGAAAAUGUUUCUAAUAAUCCAUCAAUAUCAACAAUUGAAAACACUGAUACUGUUCAAGAACUUCAGUUGAACAUUGAAGAAAAUGUUUCUAAUAAACCAUCAACAUCAAUAAUUGAAAACUCUGAUAGUGUUCAAGCACUUCAAGAAAACUUUGAAGAAAAUGUUUCUAAUAAUCCAUCAAUAUCAACAAUUGAAAACACUGAUACUGUUCAAGAACUUCAGUUGAACAUUGAAGAAAAUGUUUCUAAUAAAUCACCAACAUCAAUAAUUGAAAACUCUGAUAGUGUUCAAGCACUUCAAGAAAACUUUGAAGAGAAUGUUUUUGAUAAUCCAUCAACAUCAAAUGAUACCCGCUCGGUUGAUAUCUUAAUUGGAAUGCAUGAUUUUAAAUUAUAUCCAAACGAUCCUGGAAAUUUUCCUGAAGAAAUGUCAAGUGAACUGUUGACAUAUUUCAUACAAUAUGGACCAUGUCAGCCUUCUCCAUUAGAACUACCAUCAAGUAUUUUUCCAAAAAGCAAGGAUCCAAAUGGUGUAUCAAGAAGUUUUCACGAAUCUUAUUAUCACAAAACUAUACAAAAUGUUCAAGUGCGUCGAAAUUGGUUAUCAUAUUCACCUUCCCAAAAUAAGGUAUAUUGUGUAUCUUGUAAAUUAUUUGGAUUACCUAAAGCAAAAAAGGCUGUUUUGGCACAAAAAGGAACAAAUAGCUGGCAAAAUUUAAAACGUAAUUUAGAGACUCAUGAACAAACUAUUGAACACUUACAGUCUGAAAUAAGCCGUGGACUUUUCUCAAAAAAUGAUAGAGUAGACUUGAACCUGCGUCUUUCUAAGAAUCGACAUAUCGCGGAAAAUAGAGAAGUGUUGAGAGUUAUCAUUGAAGUAAUUAUUUUCGCUGCUAGGCAAAACAUUGCAUUACGAGGCCACAGUGAAAAUGUUUUAAGUGAUAAUCGUGGUAAUUUCUUGGAAUUAAUUAAGCUGAUGAGUCAUCAUAACUCAACACUCCAGUACCAUUUAGAAAAAAUAAAUUCAAGCAACCAUAAUAGACUUACCUUCAUGUCUCAUGAAAGUCAAAAUAAGUUAUUGUUAAUUAUUGCAGAAAUUAUUAGAUCCGUAAUUGUAAAACAACUCAAAGCAGCUGGAUUAUUCUCUGUUAUCAUUGACACAACGACUGAUGUGGCAAGUCUGGAACAAUUUUCUUUUGUUGUUCGAUAUGUUCAUGAAGGAAGCAUCGAAGAACGUUUAUUAAGUUUGGUUACAGCGUCAGAUGCUACAGGAAAAGGGCUGUAUAAUACUUUUUGUACUAUAACAGAAAUGUAUCAGAUUGAUUGGAAAACCAAAUUAUGCGCUCAAUCGUACGAUGGUGCUGCAGCUAUGCAAGGAGAAUACUCAGGACUACGCACAUAUAUUCAGAAUGAAAACCCCAAAGCAAUUUAUGUGUGGUGUUUCGCACACUUGCUUAACCUAGUUAUUGUCGAUACAUUGGAUUCUACAACUGAUACCAAAAUAUUUUUUGGGGACUUGCAUGGAAUUGUAACAUUUAUGAGAGCAAGGAAAAGAACUGCUACAUUUUAUGAAUGCCAAAAAAAAUUAAACAUUGAAUCUAAAGCUAAUGAUAGAAUUCGAAAAAUCAAAAAUUUUUCAGAUACACGGUGGACGUCCCAUGACCGUGUUAUUACAGUAAUACAUGAUAAGUAUGAAGCUUUAAAAAAUACUUUAGAAUUGCUAUCAGAAUCCACAGACAGAGUAACUGCUUCAAAUGCAAAAUCGUUUCUACAAAUAAUUUCUUCGUUUCAUUUUGUAUUGGUUCUUAAGCUAAUGAAAAGUAUAUUCACAAUAACUACACCAACUUCAUGUUAUCUGCAAUCAAAAAGCAUUGAUUUUAUUCAAGCAAUUAAAUUGGUAGAUGAAACUAAAAAAAGAUUAUUAGAAUUGCGUUCUGACAAAUAUUUCCAAGAACUUGUACAAAAUACCAAACAAUUUACUAAUGAACAGAAUCUCUGUGAAAAUGAUUUUAAAAAAGUCCGAACGAGGAAAACUAAAAAAAUGCCUGGAGAAAAUGUACAAGAUGAAAUUAGUUCCUCAGCAUCAGACAGGUUUAGAGUGAACACAUAUUAUAAAUGUUUGGACCAAAUAACUUCAUCUAUAGACAAUAGAUUUAGUAAUGCUAGAGACAUACUGAAAGAUCUUGCGUUACUAUCCCCAGAGCGGUUAAUGGAAGCUAAAUAUAAAUCGGAAAUGGAUCUUCCAGAUAAAUGUUUUUUAGAUUUGGCUACAUGGAUAACUGAUAUUAAUCCAUACCAACUUAAAACUGAAUAUUUAUUAUUCAGCAAAAGCUUAAAAGAAUUGAUUAUUGGAAUGAAAUUCCCAGAUAAUCAAUCUAAUGAAUCACUUGAUAUUAACACUGAAGAGGAUUCAUCGGAAGAUGAACAUCAAAAUAUUACGAGCAAACCAAAACAGAACAUAACACUAGGAACUAUAUUAAAUGUUCUCUCAAGUUUGGACAUUAUGAGUGCCUUUCCGAAUUUGUAUUGUGCUUAUAAAGCAUUAUGUACAAUUCCAGCCUCAUCAGCCUCAGCAGAAAGAAGCUUUUCAAAGGUUAAAUUGAUCAAAACUAGACUUAGGUCGACAAUGUCACAACAAAGGUUGGAGAGUUUAAUGUUGAUCUCGUGUGAAAGAGACAUACCCAUUGAUAUCAAUGAAGUUAUAAACAAAUUUGGACUGUCAUCAAGUGUAUUGAGAAAAGAAUUAAUGUUUGGAUAA